UUAUUGCAGUUACAAUGACCGUGCAAAAUAAAACAUGCGAUAUUGAAUCGAAUUACACGUGCUGGAACGAAAAUGGGCAAGAAUUCAAUAAGAUGUGGGCUAAAUUGAUGAUACCAGUGGAAGUAAUGAUGUGUCUAUUUGUUAUAGUUGGAACCAUCGGGAACAUUCUAGUGCUACUGGUAUAUUCAUACAGGCAACAAAAGACGACAGCAAAUAUUUUCAUCAUGUUUCUAGCUUGCAUGGACCUGUUUGCAUGUGUUGUGCUACACCCAUACAUAAUAUACAAACUCUUUCAUGGGUAUGACCAAACGUGGACAGAGAUUUGCAAACUGUUUGAAUAUAUAAACCACGUUAUACUAGGAUUGUCCGGUUUAACACUGUGCCUGGUUGCAAUAGACCGAUAUCUUGCAAUAUGUCACCCAGUUAAGUACCUUCUGUUUCACAAACAUGUCGCAAAGGGGAUCACCACGAUCACUGUUAUAUCUAUAAUUGGCAGUCUGCCAAUUCUAGAAUUAUACGGCGCCACUCCAACUGUAAUACGUCUGUUCAACAGUACAUUUGUUUGCUACAAAUGUCACUAUAAACUAGAGUACCAGAAUUCUGCAGUUUUGACGGCAUUUGGAGCGUUCGUCAUGGGUCUUUUUAUGAUAGAAAUAGUUAUAAUGGUGAUUCUGUACAAACACGUGGCAGUUACAGCGUAUCGUGCGAGACGCAUGGUCAGACCAUUAUCCAACGCACAUAUUUUGGCGGGAAUUAAUCCUUCAACAUCAAACUCGGGAGGAAGACAAGGAUUGCCAAAAGGCGAACAAAGUACAGACAUUACUAAUACGUCGCAUGGUCAAAAUACCCGUUCUUUAGAUGAUAUUGCCACAAGUGAAUCGAGACUUGCUAAAGCCACAGUAAUAUUUUCAGUUAAUACAAGCAUUCGUAACAUCGAAAGGAGGCACUCGUCACGUGAUGAUCUGACAAUGGACUACCACAGAAAUUUUACAGAAAACAGAAACUUUUCCUCUAGACUUAAGGCUGCAAAAAUGUUAUUUUCUGUUACAGCUGUGUUCUUUUUGUCGUGGAUGCCGUUUUUUAUUAUCCGUAUUUCUGCGUCAAUAAAUCCGUAUUUCUGGAAUGACCAAUCGAAUACAAAAUUAGUUAUUGAUCAUAUGUUAAACCACAUAUUCUACUUAAAUAAUGCAGUCAAUCCAAUCAUAUAUACAAUUAUCAAUAAAAACUUCAGAUUUGAUUGUAAAAGGCUUUUCAGAAAACAUUGUGGGACUGGAAGGCGUUGACAUAAAUACAUCACCUAUUUCGUCAAAAGAUAUAACAUUGUUAAUUCGCAGGACAUCCGGUUAUUAGUUUUGUUACUCUAUAUACUUUGGGUAAAUAUUUGUUGUUUUUUUUCUAUCUCAAAAAAGGAGAGGUGCCCCGAGAGUAACGAAAAGAAAUAGUAAAAAAAGUAAAAACUGCAGAGUCGUUUGAUUGUGUCUUUUAAUAGGCCAAUGUUCAUCUGUCAGGCUCCUUUCGUCUGCUGGAGCAGUAUACAAUCUUUAACACAAUUUAUCUUUAUAUCGUAUACCAGUGCAGUUUUGCGACCCUGAAAAGAAGAAAAGAUUUAUACAGGCGUGGGCAUAUUUUGGCGAGACGUCAUAUGCGAUAUAAAUGUACAAACAAAACGCGUUAUGUCACAAUUUCUUUCAUGGUGAAUAUACUGCA
Ruditapes philippinarum (Manila clam) is the source of this 1707-nucleotide messenger RNA. RefSeq names its product histamine H1 receptor-like. Lineage: Eukaryota; Metazoa; Mollusca; Bivalvia; Venerida; Veneridae. Gene Ontology annotation, molecular function: G protein-coupled peptide receptor activity. The record is from RefSeq and is a predicted model, not a curated record. Gene Ontology annotation, biological process: neuropeptide signaling pathway. Gene Ontology annotation, cellular component: membrane. The transcript has a single exon. Bases 15 to 1283 code for a protein of 422 amino acids.